This is a messenger RNA of Aspergillus sclerotioniger CBS 115572, 1056 nucleotides long. RefSeq lists its product as uncharacterized. The coding region runs from base 352 to 927 and encodes 191 amino acids. The record is from RefSeq and is a predicted model, not a curated record. The transcript has a single exon. NCBI's taxonomy places the organism in Eukaryota, Fungi, Ascomycota, Eurotiomycetes, Eurotiales, Aspergillaceae.
CUACUCCGUAGGAAUGGAGUAGUCCCGUGAUAUUCUUAUCGGGCGGAUAGAAAUGCUUGAUGCUGACUGCAAGUGCUGAUGUUGCUACUGCUGCUGCUGCUAAUGCUGAUGCCUCGCGACCGUCCCCAUUCUCCAUCCUCGCAGUCAUCCUCGCAGUCAUCCACCAAGUCAACCUUAAUCACCGCCAUCCGAGACGGUGUCAACCUAACAGCCGGGUUUAAAAUCAACCCGCUGCAGAAAGGCAAACUGCCAGUCCUCUGGCAGUCAUUGGCCCCCAGGUCCCAGGCUGAGACGACCCGUGGAUUGGCUGGUAAGCAAGCCUAUCAACGAUGUCUCAGGAACCGCUAAGGUAUGGCGACGGGGUUGCAGGCUACUGCCCCCUUGGGUAGCACCUGCGUUGAUGGACGGCCUCGUCCGUACCGACCGACCGUAAUCGCUGGACCCCAACGGUCCACCGCAUCUGGCCUCUCCCGACGGGAGGCGCGGCCAGCACCAGCCUGUCGGUAUUGGCGGGGGUUUAGGGGUCGCAGAGAUCGAGGGCGGUGGCGCUCUAUCAGCAUCGCUUUGCUGCCUCUUAUCGUCCAGCCAUAUCGUCCGUACACAUGCCCGGUCAUGUCAGGCCCUGCUAUGCUAUGCUAUGCUAUGCCAUGCCAUGCCAUACUUUACUGCAUCCCCCCGGCAAUCUUGCAAGGGGUCUCGUUUUCAUUACGAAAACGAUCGUUCGGGGGCAAACAGCUCAAGGAAGGAUCAAAGCUACUCCUGUACUCCGUGCAACCUACGCGGACAGGGGUCGAUGGGCCAACAGUACGGCAUAGCCAAUGUGAUCUAUGCAGCGUCGAUCGAGCACAUCGUUAUGACCAGUCCAUUCACCUGCCUGCUCUCCUGAGUCCAGUGCCGUGGAGACUGCAAGAUAGUCAGCAGAGCUAAUUACAGACUAAAGUUCUAGGUCGUCUACCUAGCCGUUUAGGAGUCGCUACUGGCUAGGAGACUGGUUAGGGUGCAUUGGCCCCGAAAGGGUCUGCUCGGACGUUAUCCGUCUGGAAGUGACCGUGUACU